This is a messenger RNA of Saccostrea cuccullata (small rock oyster), 544 nucleotides long. RefSeq lists its product as uncharacterized. Bases 1 to 540 code for a protein of 179 amino acids. Lineage: Eukaryota; Metazoa; Mollusca; Bivalvia; Ostreida; Ostreidae. The record is from RefSeq and is a predicted model, not a curated record. The transcript has a single exon.
AUGGGAAAGGACAUGGAAGCUGUUGAUAAAGAUAUCGCGAGGAAUUUCCUGACUGCAGCAACCGACGAUGGCAGGAGUAUUCUGAUAAACCUAAAAGGUUAUUCCAACUCAUAUGUGUCUGAACAAGUUCAUGAUAAACUUAGAACAAAGUACUACUGGCGCAAUUGGUUUGUUGCAGUUUACGACGAUAUCAAAGGCAGAAGUGAGCACUGGAUAGCACUUUGUAAUGGAAAAUUUGUUUUUCGGGAAAGCGGCUUUAACAUGCUGUUGUCAAGCAACUCCAAGGACACACCAACAUUGGACUUUUCCAGGGCUUACUCUUAUCUUGAAGAUGCCAAAUAUUUAGACAAAAGCUUUUGGAGUCCAAAGCUAUACUUAGACGCCAAAGAUGUCAUGGAAAGCAUGGAAGUACCCGAUGGCUGUAGCUCGGAGACAGCUUAUGGAGUCAUUAAAAGCUCUGCCGACGUUUCUAUGAGAGCCAGUUACUGGAGAUAUGUUGUCAUCUGGAGAGGGCCUUAUAUAUUGUUCAUGUUUCGAUAACUCA